GCGCCCCUUCCUCGACACGAGCCGCCGGCACCGCUCGGCACUGCUCCGCCGGCACCGCUCGGCACCACUCCGCCGGCCAGUCCGCCGCCAUGCACCGGCCUCCGCCGCUGUCGGUGCUGAUGGCAGCGAUGUGUCUGCUGACGGCGGUCUCCGGCGCCGGACGCCACCGCCGCCAGCUGGGCCGGCCCGGCUCGGCCUGCUCGGAUCCGUUCGGCCGAGCGGGUGUGUGCGGCACGCUGCACCAGUGUCCGGCGCUGCUGCAGGUCGUCUCCGGCACGGGCGUCAGCUCGCCGCAGACAGUCCACAUCCUGCGCCAGUUCGUCUGCGGCCGAGUGCAGCGAACGCCGCUCUUCUGCUGCCCCUCGAGGGCCGGCGCCGGUCAGCAGGCCCGUCCUAGCGGCGGCGGGGGAACAGCUCAGCACCAAGGUUCCCCCGAGCAGCACCCGAACCGCGCCAUCGUGGAGCGCGGCUUCUCGUGCGGCACCUACUUCAGCGACCGCGUGGUAGGCGGCAAGCAGGUGCCGGUCGGCAAGUUCCCCUGGGUGGCUGUGCUCGGCUACUCGGACCGCGGUGCGCCGGUCAAGUUCGAGUGCGGCGGCACCCUCAUCAGCCUGCAGCACGUACUGACGGCGGCGCACUGCGUCGCAGACCUUCCGGCCGGCCUCCGGCUCACCACCGUCCGCCUCGGCGAGUACGACUUCAGCUCGCCCCUCGACUGCCUGCGCUCGGGCGGCGGGCCGCGCAACUGCAGCGCGCCGCAAGACUUCCGCGUGGCCCGCACUUUUGUACACGAGUCCUACAACCGACCAAACGAACGCGACAACGACAUCGCGCUGCUCAAGCUGGACAGGCCCGUGUCCGAGACGCUCUUCGUCGGCAAGAUCUGCCUGCCAUUCGGCGAGGCGCGCCAGCGAAACUACGACGGCGUCGGUAUGACGGUGGCCGGUUUCGGACGCACGGGGCCGCGGCGGUUCGGGCCCAACAGUCUGGUGAUGAACGAAGUGCGUCUGCCGGGGGUGCCACUCCAGGAGUGCAGCGCCAUCCUGCGCAGCAAGGGCGCCGUCAUCACGUCGAAACACAUCUGCGCCGGCGGCCAGCCGGGCCAGGACUCGUGCGCCGGCGACUCGGGCGGUCCUCUGAUGGCCGCCACACGCACCGGGCCGCCCUACAGCCUGGUGGGCGUGGUGUCGUUCGGGGCGGUGCGCUGCGGCGAGGGCGGGGUGCCCAGCGUCAACACGAGGGUCUCCGAGUACCUCAACUGGAUUCUGGACAGGGUAGAUCGCUGAGGGGUGUUACGUCCAGUGCGAUGUAUGUGUGCAGGUAGACGAAAAAUGUUCACUGUUCAGUGUUUAUUACGCUUUGUUUUGGCAAACGAGUGCAGUGUGAAACUUGUACUGUAUACGGCUGGUCCGUCUUGCUCUGUCGAAUGGUAGGAACUGGCGACUGGCGAAAUAACAGAAGCUGAAUUGCGUCGUACCAGCUCCAUUUAAAGCCAUGUCAUUGCCAUAAGAAUCGCUAAUUACCGCUCCCCAAGCAGAGCUUUGUCGAAUUAAUACUAAAACACGAUGUCUCAAUAUCUUUUUUCGAAUGGCUCUGUUACUCUUUAA
Molecule: messenger RNA, 1607 nt
Organism: Amphibalanus amphitrite
Lineage: Eukaryota; Metazoa; Arthropoda; Thecostraca; Balanomorpha; Balanidae
Product: CLIP domain-containing serine protease 14D-like
Exons: 1
Coding region: 90-1286 (398 amino acids)
Biological process (GO): proteolysis
Molecular function (GO): serine-type endopeptidase activity
Source: RefSeq, a predicted model, not a curated record